AUGCUCUCUGUCUCUCUCCUUCAGCCGAACUGCUUUGGAUACCCCUUGAGCAUCUUCUUCAUCAUCAUUAAUGAGUUCUGUGAGCGGUUCUCCUACUAUGGCAUGAAAGCGGUGCUUGUUUUGUACUUCAAAUAUUUCCUGAAAUGGGAUAACAACUUCUCUACAGCCAUCUACCACACAUUCCUUGCUCUGUGCUACUUGACACCGAUCCUCGGAGCGCUCAUUGCAGACUCUUGGCUGGGAAAGUUUAAAACCAUUGUCUGCCUGUCCAUUGUCUAUGCGAUUGGGCAGGCGGUCACAGCUGUGAGCUCCAUAAACGACCUGACAGAUUACAACCGGGAUGGCUCUCCUGAUAAUCUAACGCUGCAUAUCGCUCUGUCCAUGACUGGCUUGAUCCUCAUUGCCCUUGGUACGGGUGGGAUCAAACCUUGUGUGUCAGCGUUUGGUGGAGAUCAAUUUGAAGAAGAUCAGGAAAAACAAAGAAGGAGAUUCUUCUCUAUAUUUUAUUUGUCUAUUAAUGCUGGAAGUCUCCUGUCUACUAUAAUCACCCCGAUUUUCAGAGCUCAGGAGUGUGGCAUCCAUAGCAAACAGCAAUGCUACCCACUGGCUUUCGGAGUUCCUGCUGCCCUCAUGGGAGUUGCCCUGGUUGUGUUCGUAGUUGGAAGUGGAAUGUACAAGAAAGUUGAACCUCAAGGCAAUGUAAUGAUUCAAGUUUCCAAAUGUAUUGGAUUUGCCAUCAAAAACCGGUUUCGGCAUCGCAGCAAGGUGUUCCCUAAGAGAGAACACUGGUUAGACUGGGCGAGUGAGAAGUAUGAUAAACGACUGAUUACUCAGACUAAGAUGGUGUUGAAAGUACUUUUCCUUUACAUCCCCCUUCCCAUGUUCUGGGCACUCUUUGACCAGCAGGGGUCAAGAUGGACACUGCAAGCCACAACAAUGGAUGGGAAUUUUGGAACUAUUCGUAUUCAGCCAGACCAAAUGCAGACUGUGAAUCCGAUCCUGAUCAUUAUAAUGGUCCCAGUUGUAGAUGCUGUGAUUUAUCCUUUAAUCAGGAAAUGUAGGAUCAAUUUUACGCCCCUGAGGAAGAUGACUGUGGGCAUGUUCCUUGCGUCUAUGGCUUUUGUUGCUGCUGCCCUUGUGCAAGUGCAGAUAGAUAAAACUAUUCCAGUCUUCCCUGCAGGUAGCCAAUCCCAAAUCAAAAUAAUAAAUCUAGGUGCUCAUAGUGCAACAGUUCAGUUUGGAUCUCAACUUGAGAAUGUGACAGUACAACCUAUGAAGUGGACUGACUACAUGACAUUUGAGUACUCUCAGCUGAAAUCAGUAAACGUAACUUCUGGAGGUCAAACAACAGAAGCAGUUUUUAGCUUUGCAAAGGGAAACCGUCACACUCUUGAAGUUAAAAAAACUGAGACUGACCUUGUUGCUGAAUGGCUGUUUGACAAUGUCACCUCAAAACCAGAACAAGGAAAGAAUCUCAUCAGGUUCAUAAACAAUUUGCCUGAUCCUAUCAACGUCACUAUGGGUGACACUUCUUUUGGAGAACUGAUGUCUCUUUCUAACACUAAUUAUACCACCUUUGCAGGAGGAAGAAAAGAUACAAUUACAGCCACUAGAAAUUCAGUUACUUGUUCAGCUCCUGCACAGGCAUUUGGAUUUGGCAGUGCCUAUACUAUUGUAAUUAAUGAGUGUACUGCAGAAACUCUUACUGUAGAAUAUUCUCAAGAUAUCCCACCCAAUACAGUCCAUAUGGCUUGGCAGAUUCCUCAGUAUUUUAUUCUUACGUGUGCAGAAGUAGUCUUCUCUGUCACUGGGCUUGAGUUUUCAUAUUCACAGGCCCCGUCUAACAUGAAGGCAGUGCUGCAGGCAGGAUGGCUGCUGACCGUGGCUGUUGGUAACAUAAUUGUCCUCAUUGUGGCUGAAGCAUCAGAAAUCAGUGAGCAGUGGGCAGAAUAUGUUCUGUUUGCUGCCUUGCUGUUGGCAGUUUGCAUCAUUUUUGCUAUCAUGGCUUAUUUUUAUACCUAUGUUGAUCCAAAUGAGAUUGAAGCCCAACUUGAUGAGGAAGAAAAGAAGCAAGCAAAAAAGAAUGAAGACUUCAAUGAAAAGCAAGUUGAAGCUGACUCUCACUUGUAA
Messenger RNA from Chaetura pelagica (chimney swift), 2130 nucleotides. It is a transcript of the gene SLC15A1, whose product is annotated as solute carrier family 15 (oligopeptide transporter), member 1. Gene Ontology annotation, cellular component: membrane. Gene Ontology annotation, molecular function: dipeptide transmembrane transporter activity. The transcript has 21 exons. Lineage: Eukaryota; Metazoa; Chordata; Aves; Apodiformes; Apodidae. The record is from RefSeq and is a predicted model, not a curated record. The coding region runs from base 1 to 2130 and encodes 709 amino acids. Gene Ontology annotation, biological process: transmembrane transport; oligopeptide transport.